UGUUCAUUAGCCUGCAGUUUACUGAAAACCACUUUUGGCUUUUUUAACUGUCGUCUGUCUGCUCAGCAUUUCAGCUCCUGUUGCCUGGUUAAAACACAGCGUCAUUCAUGUCAGGAAUCCGGCGUGAAACUCUCUGCCAAACCAAAUGUGCAAAUUGGUGAAAGCUGAUUUGCUGUGGUGACCCCUGCUGGGAUAAACUAAAAAGACCUCACAGGAAACCUCCAACUCCCUCGGCUCUCCAGCUCGCCUCCACUUCCCACACUUUUUUUUAACUCUCUCACGCGUUCCCGCCAGCUGCACCUCAUCUGGGAGGAUGGCUACGUCCAUGCUGGGAAUGAAUGGGCUCUGCAGAAAGGCUGGAGCUCUGCUGCUCCUCACUCUGCUCAGUGGAGUGAUGGGUCAAGAACCUACCACAGCCAGUGCUACAGGUACGGGCCCCACUGGAGGAGGAGACACUCAACAGCCUCAUCAAACCCCAGCAGCGCCAACGGAUUCAUCUACGACUGCGAGCCAGAACAACAGCACAGCCGUGACAGUUCUCAAUGGACCGACCUUCAAUAUUGAACCUGCGAUUGAGGACUCUGGAAAGGAUCCAACAGGUGUACAGGAAACUCCUCAUCCAACUCUAAAAGUUGUUGUGCCUAAUGUGAAUUGUGUCGCGAACAAGGAGGACCUGCAAACCAGCACCGUGGAGGCGGAAGUCGAAAUAAAAGACUGUGAGGAAACAAAGAAAAUAAUUGAGGAAAAUCCUGCAGGCUGGUGUCCUCAGGACAGCUGUCAACUAACACUUUACCAAGAUGGAACAACACUGAUGGUGUCCAGCAAUGACACUGAGCCGGGAAUUAUGCAGAAAGCACUUCAGAGCGAAAGCUUGAAGAAUAAUCUGGGUGUGAAGAAGACGGAGAUCCCGACCUCGUCCCGUUCUGUAUUCGUGGGACUCUUGGUCACUGGUUUGCUCGUCGCCAUUGCAGUAACCGUGGGCUACUUCAAAUGCCAACGCAGACCUGCCGCCAAAGGAGCCGGGCUGGCACAGGAGGCCAGUCCUGUGGAUCCGGAGAAUCAGGGAAACACCCUUGCGUCCGAGGCCCCUCUCAACCCGCCUCCAGAAACCCAGGAGAAGCCCAACAUAAACGGGGAGUCUCCAGAGGCAGAAAAGACCCAGAGUCCUCCUCCCACCAACGGCCACUCCAACGCCAAAACAGCAGACACAGAGCUGUGAUAGUCCCCCGGAGACGGCCGUCUGACUAUUUCAUCCAACAGAUCUCCCCCUACACACUCACACACUCAUCCCUGAACACGUUUUUAUAAGAAACCAAAUUGUUCCCAACCACAGGGGCAACAACAAAGUGAACACCAGAGACUCCGUCGUUCCAGCUCAUCUGACUCCUCCUGCAGCUGUGUGCGUCUGCAAGCAUCAGGAAAACCUGGCCUGAUGAUUGGCAGACGUGAGUGGCGCCGAUGAUGACGAAGGCUCAGCCCCUGAACUGUUGACCACAAUCAGGAUGGAGACCAGAGAGAAGAUAGACUGUUUGUCUGGCUGUUUUUUCUUUUUUUAAUUAAGACAGGAUCACUUUGUCACUGCAGCUGUUGGAUCCCACAGAACCUCUGCAUGCCGUCUGGUACAGAACUCCAUCCGGUCCCUCCCAAUACUAAUGAAACUGCUUCUUAGUUGUACACAAAGCUGUAAAAUAGGGCUAUGCUGCAUUUUAUUCUCAUUCCUACUGUGUGUACAGUAGAAAUGUGACUUCACCUGAGCUCCUCCCCCUCCUGCUUAUUGUACUGUACAUAUAAUACUUGAUAAAGAGGCGCCCCGAGAAGAGGAGGCCGAUCAUAAAGCUGACAACUCCAUCGGAUCGCUGUCAGCUCUUUAAUCCUGUUUUCAGUGUUAUUCUCAUGUCAGUAUUCUGUAUAUCACAUCCUUUCUUUUUUUGUGUGCCAUACCUCAUGUUGUAUUGAUGUUUUUGUCACCCUAACAGUAACAGAAGUUAAUGUACUUUCCCUCUCUACCUACAUACGUGCUGACAAAAGUCCCUCCUAACGGAAAAAAAAAAAGUUUUUUUUUUGCAUUGAUUUCUUUCUCAAUUUUGUAUUUUGUUGCUUUUGUUUAAACAUGAAUACUAAGUUUCUACAUGUAAUCUGUACUUUAACGUGUAUUUAACAAAAAAUAAAACAAAAAUGACAGAAAA
Oryzias melastigma (Indian medaka) is the source of this 2186-nucleotide messenger RNA. RefSeq lists its product as uncharacterized. Gene Ontology annotation, biological process: cell adhesion. Bases 314 to 1219 code for a protein of 301 amino acids. The record is from RefSeq and is a predicted model, not a curated record. Gene Ontology annotation, cellular component: membrane. The transcript has 10 exons. Lineage: Eukaryota; Metazoa; Chordata; Actinopteri; Beloniformes; Adrianichthyidae.